AUGCGAGCAACGGACCUGUUGAUCGCCAUCGGGGCUACCCUCGGUUUUGCGUCCGCAGAUGUAGUCUGCAAUACGGAGGCACUGCACCAUGCGGCGCAAGUCAUCGCAGACACCGCGAAUAAAGGAUUUGAAAAAUCAGUCAAGGCCCUCUGCAGCAGCCGCAUUGUUGAAGGCAUCGCUGAAAUUCAAUCUGGAUCGAUCAUCCUGGGCCUCAAUCGCACCUGCAGUGAUUGCAACAGCAACGACUGCGCACAGCAGUUCGAUUCCAUCAUCAAGGAAUGUGUCACCGGCCAGGAACUCGGCGGUGGCAUUGCCAUCACUGAUGGAAUAACAGUGGAGGUCUCCAUUGAUACUUCGCUGAGCGAAGCUUCAAAAUCGAAGGCUCUAGAUGCUAGAAGGGUGAGGAAAGCAAAGACAAGGACAAAGCACAAGACGAAGGCAAAAAAGGCAAAGAAAACAAAGUCUAGAACGAAGCCUAAGAAGACAAAGACAAAGCCGAGACCAAAGAAGACUAAGACGAAGCCCAAGGAGACCAAGUCCAAAGCCUGCCCGAUUAAGAACAAGAAGACUCAUGGCAAGAAGGGUUCCAAACAUGGCCUUCGGAGCCUCAUCCCAACACUCUUUCCUAGGACGGGAUCCCGACAAAGUUCCUCGGACGAAUGUGGAGAUUUCGACGAGAACAUGCAUACACCCGCUGGUUGGGGGGAGACCUACUUCGGAUUCACAGAAGACGGCACCAUGACCCCGAAGAAACUUGCAUCCCUCGCCAAGAAAGCCUGGGAGCAGGCCCACAAUAAGAGACCCACAAAGUUAUUGCUGGUGGCUGCCCUGUAUGUCCCUAAACACGGAGUCUAUUUCGGGACCAUCCCCCAUAAAGGCGGUGAAGACAAGUUCAAGGCAGAUUGUGCAAGGUUUACAGCCCUGUGGGACCGAUUCCUGAAGGAACGAAAAUUCGGCUCUGCUUCUGCAAGUCAGCAGUUGUACCAUGCUGAGGAUGCAGCCAUGUUGUAUGCUUUCGAGAAAGGGGCUUUCGGGCACGGUCCUGAAUUUCCGCCAGGAUCCAUGAUGGUAACUUACGGCGAGAAAAACGCAAGAGGUACCCCUCCACAACAUGUUGCCACAUGCUCUGUGGGCAAUACCAACAUUACACCAAACUGCAACCAGGUGCUCCGUUAUAUGGGAGUCAAAGAAGGAUAG
Messenger RNA from Didymosphaeria variabile, 1197 nucleotides. RefSeq lists its product as uncharacterized. The coding region runs from base 1 to 1197 and encodes 398 amino acids. NCBI's taxonomy places the organism in Eukaryota, Fungi, Ascomycota, Dothideomycetes, Pleosporales, Didymosphaeriaceae. The transcript has a single exon. The record is from RefSeq and is a predicted model, not a curated record.